This is a messenger RNA of Argentina anserina (silverweed cinquefoil), 986 nucleotides long. RefSeq names its product very-long-chain 3-oxoacyl-CoA reductase 1-like. Gene Ontology annotation, molecular function: ketoreductase activity. The record is from RefSeq and is a predicted model, not a curated record. NCBI's taxonomy places the organism in Eukaryota, Viridiplantae, Streptophyta, Magnoliopsida, Rosales, Rosaceae. Gene Ontology annotation, cellular component: endoplasmic reticulum. The transcript is spliced from 2 exons. Bases 1 to 960 code for a protein of 319 amino acids.
AUGGAAGUACAAGAGUCUUUCAUAAAGGUAGCAAUCACCAUAGGGUCGGUAUCUGUUUGUAUAUCUUUGAUCAAUUUCCUGAGCUGGGUAUAUAUCAUGUUUCUGAGACCUCCAAAAAAACUCCAGGAGUACGGAUCAUGGGCUAUCAUCACUGGCUCUGCUCAAGGAAUUGGGAAAGCCCUUGCAUAUGAGAUGGCUUCAAAGGGUCUCAACAUCGUUUUGGUUGAUAAAAACCAAUCAAGCCUUGAAGCUACCUGCAAUGAAAUAAGAGAGAAACAUGGUGGGAGAGCUGAGAUCAAGAGCAUUGUGAUGGACCUGGCCAAAUUGAGUGGGGAAGAGAUAGCUAAAACGAUAGAUGAAGAAACGAAAGAGCUUGAUGUUGGCAUUUUGAUUAACAACGCAGGGAUUGCUUACCCUUAUCCAAAGUUUUUUCAUGAGGUUGAUUUGGAAUUCAUGAACAACAUUAUCAAGGUGAACAUGGAAGCAGCAACUUGGAUGACCAAGGCUGUGCUUCCUAGAAUGCUGAAGAAGAAGAAAGGAGCAAUUGUUAACAUUGGCUCUGCUUCCACUGAGAUUGCCCCUUCUUUUCCUCUCUACACUCUUUAUGCUACAACCAAAGCGUACCUUAAAACGUUCUCGAGAUGCAUUAGCUUGGAAUACAAGCAACAUGGAAUUGACAUUCAGUGUCAGGUUCCUUUGUUUGUAGCAACAAAGCUUGCGAAGAUAAAGAAGUCCUCCCUGUUUAUCCCAUCACCAGAAACGUUUAGCAAAUCAAGCAUUCGAUGGAUUGGUUAUGACAGUGUUUGUGCUCCCUACUGGAGCCACUCUGUGAUGGGAUUUUUGGCCCGUGGGUUGCCCCAUGCUCUCCUCAACGUUACCAUUUUUGGGUAUUUCCUUCGUAACAGAAAGAGAGGCCAAUUGAAUGAGCUGCAGAAGAAGAAACAGAGCAUUCAGCUAUAGGUGUAUUUGAUGCAGCAUUGAAGUUG